Hibiscus syriacus is the source of this 918-nucleotide messenger RNA. RefSeq names its product branched-chain-amino-acid aminotransferase 6-like. The transcript is spliced from 5 exons. Bases 256 to 918 code for a protein of 220 amino acids. The record is from RefSeq and is a predicted model, not a curated record. Gene Ontology annotation, molecular function: branched-chain-amino-acid:2-oxoglutarate transaminase activity. Gene Ontology annotation, biological process: branched-chain amino acid metabolic process. NCBI's taxonomy places the organism in Eukaryota, Viridiplantae, Streptophyta, Magnoliopsida, Malvales, Malvaceae.
CCAUUUUCGUUUUCUUUCCCUUUCCUGAUGAAAAUCAACAUUUUCCAAUGGGUUCUUUACCUAAACAAGAGCAGGUGGGAUGCAGGGAGAAGGCUGAGUAUGCGAAUGUGAAAUGGGAUGAACUUGGAUUUGCUCUAACCAAGACUGAUUACAUGUACGUUAUGAGCUUCAAUCAAGAUGAACAACAGUUUUCCCAUUGAACCAUAACUUGCUUCGGCAACAUUGAGCUGUGCCCUUCCUCUGGGAUAUUGAACUAUGGCCUGGUUACAUCUCAUAAAUUGGUGGCAUCAGGGGCUAUUCGAGGGACUAAAGGCGUAUAGGAAGAAAGACGAGGGGAUUCUCUUCUUCCGGCCGGAAGAGAAUGCUCUGAGGAUGAAGAUGAGUGCGGAUAGAAUGUGCAUGACAUCACCAACGGUGGAGCAAUUCAUCGACGCUGUCAAAAAGACUGUCCUGGCCAACAAGCGAUGGUUACCGCCGCAUGGGAGAGGAUCAUUAUAUAUCAGGCCUUUGCUUAUCGGAACUGGUCAAAACCUUGGAUUGAAACCAUCAUCCGAGUACACAUUCUUAGUGUAUGCUUCCCCAGUUGGCAUUUUUAACAAGGGUGAACUGAACUUGAAGGUUGAAAACAAAGUCCAUAGAGCUACUCCGGGUGGUACAGGAGGCGUUAAAGCUGUCACGAAUUAUUCACCGGUUUACAAGCCAUUAACUGAAGCAAAAGCUGAAGGGUUCUCAGACGUCUUAUUUCUGGAUGCAUUGACUAGAAGCAACAUUGAAGAAGGUUCUGUUUGUAACAUCUUCGUUCUCAAGGUAGAACCGAUACGAAUCGGACUAGUUAGUAGAUUGAAUAGUGAAGGACAUAGACACAAUCAUGUGUGUUCAAACGCAGGGAAAUGUUAUCUCAACUCCAAGAGCCGAUAG